Molecule: messenger RNA, 1768 nt
Organism: Rhododendron vialii
Lineage: Eukaryota; Viridiplantae; Streptophyta; Magnoliopsida; Ericales; Ericaceae
Product: aspartate aminotransferase, chloroplastic
Exons: 12
Coding region: 148-1542 (464 amino acids)
Biological process (GO): biosynthetic process; amino acid metabolic process
Molecular function (GO): pyridoxal phosphate binding; transaminase activity
Source: RefSeq, a predicted model, not a curated record
AACGACCCAUACCGGCACGACUACAUAAUCCAAACAGUCUUCAAAGCAUUCAUUGCUUUUGCCCCCUUGAUUUCAUCGCUCCUUCCUUCACUCUCUUCCUCCUCAAAUCCAACACUCUGAUCCCAAUUCCUCUCUCUCUGCUUAAAGAUGGCUUCGACGAUGCUUUCUCUCUCCUCGGCAUCCGCCAUAGCUUCAUCUUCGCUUGCUCCGCAACAUAAUCGGCCGCUGGGUGGCUCUGAUCAUGCUGCUGUUUGGGGAAAGAACAAAAGCAAUUCCUUCAUGAAGACCAAGUCCCGGGGUCGGAUUACUAUGGCUAUUGCUGUAAAUGUUUCUCGUUUUGAGGGCAUAACAAUGGCCCCUCCUGAUCCUAUUCUUGGAGUCUCUGAAGCAUUUAGAGCAGACACACAUGAAAUGAAGCUCAAUCUGGGUGUUGGGGCCUAUCGAACAGAAGAACUUCAACCAUAUGUUCUUAAUGUUGUAAAGAAGGCAGAGAAUCUUAUGCUGGAAAGAGGCGAAAACAAAGAGUAUCUUCCAAUAGAAGGUUUGGCUGCAUUUAACAAAGUUACUGCAGAAUUACUAUUUGGAGCAGAUAAUCCUGUGAUUGAACAAAAAAGGGUUGCUACUGUUCAAGGUCUUUCAGGAACUGGCUCUCUUCGACUUGCUGCUGCACUCAUAGAACGAUAUUUUCCUGGGUCAAAAGUUAUCAUAUCAUCCCCAACUUGGGGUAACCACAAGAAUAUUUUCAAUGAUGCUAGAGUACCUUGGUCUGAAUACCGCUACUAUGAUCCAAAAACAGUUGGUUUGGAUUUUGAUGGGAUGAUAUCUGACAUAAAGGCAGCCCCUGAAGGAUCUUUUGUGUUGCUUCAUGGCUGCGCUCACAACCCAACUGGCAUUGAUCCAACCCCUGAACAGUGGGCAACAAUUGCUGAUGUCAUUGAAGAGAAAAACCAUAUUCCAUUUUUUGAUGUUGCAUACCAGGGAUUUGCAAGCGGAAGUCUUGAUGAAGAUGCAUCAUCUGUGAGGUUGUUUGCUGCACGUGGUAUGGAGCUUCUAGUUGCUCAGUCAUACAGUAAAAAUUUAGGUCUCUAUGCUGAAAGGAUUGGAGCAAUCAAUGUUCUCUGCUCAUCAACAGAUGCUGCAACAAGAGUAAAGAGUCAACUGAAAAGGCUUGCUCGACCCAUGUACUCGAAUCCACCCGUACAUGGAGCUAGGGUUGUUGCUAAUAUCGUGGGGAGUACAGCUCUUUUCAAUGAAUGGAAAGAGGAGAUGGAAAUGAUGGCCGGGAGGAUUAAAAGUGUGAGACAAAAGCUAUUUGAUAGUCUCUCUGGAAAGGACAAGAGUGGGAAGGAUUGGUCAUUUAUCCUCAAGCAGAUUGGCAUGUUUUCUUUCACUGGCCUGAACACAGCUCAGAGUGACAACAUGACAAAUAAGUGGCAUGUAUACAUGACCAAAGAUGGAAGGAUAUCAUUGGCAGGUCUGUCUUCAGCCAAAUGUGAGUAUCUUGCAGAUGCCAUCAUCGACUCAUUCCACAAUGUCAAGUGAAAGAGAUGGAUCAUGCAUGCAUAGUAGAGGAAACCAUUGGAAUUUUGUGGCGAGUCCAGUCAUUAUCGUCAGUUAAUUGUAACAGUUUUGCCAAAAUCCGCCAAUAAUACAUGGCUACUUUGCCUGACACCAUAAGUGUUCGAAAUUCUAUGCAAGGUGAAAUUUUACUGGCACUUUGUCCCUGAAUACAGUGUUCUCUAUGAAACUUUUGAGUUCUUGCAGCUUA